AUGAGCGCUAAAAAACGCACUAUCAGUGACUUUUUUAAAACAAAACCAAGCACAAAUUAUUCAUUAGAAUUCAGUGAGGUAACUGAAACGGACGAAACGGUUGGUGAUGCUGUUGCAGCAAAUGCUGCAGGUGAUUGUAAAAAUGACAAUAUUGGAGAAGCCAGCUGCAGUUAUCCCAAAAAAAGAAAGACACAGGGCCAGUUCCUGGAAGAUGAGGUAGAUGACACAGUUCACGAUGUAUCCACUUUAAGGUUGGACACGGUGCACAACAGCGAUGCUGAUGAUAAUCCUAUGGCUCUGACUGAUUUGGUCCAGUCCCUAGAUGAACCUCCAAGGCAACCAGCUUUGCUGAGCUUCCCGAAAACAAGAUUUUUUUCGAAGCAAUGCACAGGGGCAUCAAAAACUUUUAUUUCUGAAGGUUACAAAAACUGGAAAAGAGCUACAGAAACAAAAGCUGGAUUCAAAUAUCAUAACAAUAGCUUUCAACACAAAAGUGCUAUGGUAGCUUGGCAAUCUUUUAAAAGUACUAAAAAUCAGCAGUCAGUAGCAUCUCAAAUAAGCACCGCGCAUACUAAAUUGAUUCAACAAAAUCGGGAAUAUAUUAAAUCUAUUGUUCGAUGUAUAAUUUAUUUGUCUACCCAGGGUCUUGCUUUAAGAGGGCACGACGAAUCCACGACGACUGGUCAAAACAGAGGUAAUUUUUUGGAAUUAUUAGAUCUGAUAUCACGUGACAAUAAAAUAAUUGCAAAAAGGCUAUUAGAGGGUCCAAAAAAUGCGAAGUAUACGCAGCAUUCUAUUCAAAAUGAGCUGAUACAUUGUCUAGCUGAACUAACUAAUAAACAUAUUAGUAAUGAAGUCAAGGAGGCCCCUUAUUUUGCCCUUAUGGCUGACGAAACAAAAGACCCAAGUAAAACUGAGCAGCUAUCAAUAAUAGUUAGAUAUUACUUAAACGGUGUGUUGUACGAGCGGUUUUUGGGCUAUGAAGCAGCAGACAAAUUAGAUGCAUCGUCACUUUUUCAGUUCAUUAGGAAAAGGUUAAGUGAGUGUGAAAUUGAUAUAAGUUGUUGCGUGGCGCAAACUUAUAAUGGAGCCAACGUUUAUGAGAAGAAAGGUUAA
This is a messenger RNA of Brassicogethes aeneus, 1116 nucleotides long. The record is from the annotation of a GenBank genome assembly. NCBI's taxonomy places the organism in Eukaryota, Metazoa, Arthropoda, Insecta, Coleoptera, Nitidulidae.